Morchella sextelata is the source of this 849-nucleotide messenger RNA. RefSeq lists its product as uncharacterized. The coding region runs from base 1 to 849 and encodes 282 amino acids. The transcript has 2 exons. NCBI's taxonomy places the organism in Eukaryota, Fungi, Ascomycota, Pezizomycetes, Pezizales, Morchellaceae. Gene Ontology annotation, biological process: fatty acid beta-oxidation. The record is from RefSeq and is a predicted model, not a curated record. Gene Ontology annotation, cellular component: mitochondrion. Gene Ontology annotation, molecular function: enoyl-CoA hydratase activity.
AUGCUCGCACCCACGCCCCUCCGCUUCCUCCUCCGCCGCCGCCCCUACUCCACCACCACCACCACCGCACCGCCGCUCAUAACAUCAACCUCCAUCCCCGCCCCCCACACCGGCACAAUCAAGCUGCUCAAGCUCAACCGCCCAAAAGCCAAAAACGCAAUCUCGCGCGCGCUGCUGGCCGAGCUGGCCGAGCAUGUCAAUGCGAUUGGGAGCGGCGCGGACCGCGACACCCGCGUGCUGAUCAUUGGCAGUGCCGUGGAGGGCGUGUUUUGCGCGGGCGCGGAUCUAAAGGAGCGCGCGGGCUUCACCAAAGCCGACACGGACGCCUUCCUCACCAGUCUCCGCAGCACGCUCACAAACCUCAGCACGCUCCCCAUCCCCACGAUCAGCGCCAUCUCCUCCGUGGCGCUCGGCGGCGGCCUCGAGCUCGCGCUGGCCACCGACCUGCGCGUCGUCUCCGAGGGUGCACAAAUCGGGCUGCCCGAGACGCGGCUCGCAAUUGUGCCCGGUGCCGGCGGGUGCUACCGGCUCCCGGCGCUGGUGGGAAGGAGUAGGGCGUUGGAUUUGAUCUUGACCGGGAGAAGGGUGGGGGCGGCGGAGGCGCUGGGGAUGGGGCUGGUGAAUCGGGUGGUGGAGGGGGAUGCGGUGGAGGGGGCGGUGGAGGUCGCGAUGGAGGUGUGUAGAGGGGGCCCGGUGGCGGUUAGGGCGGCGGUGGAGGCGGUGGGGAGGGGGAGGGGCGGGGAGGAGGGGGAGGGGUGGGCGUAUGAGAGGGUUGUGGGCACGUGGGACCGGAAUGAGGCGUUGAGGGCGUUUAGGGAGAAGAGGAAGCCGGAGUUUAAGGGGGAGUAG